CGGCGGUGGCGCCGACGACGACGGAGGCGCCGACGACGACGGAGGCUGCUGCAGAGGCCACUGAGGCACUGACUGGGUGGCCGGCGGGUCGUUGUGGCCUCCAGCAGCCUCUUCGCGCUGUCCCUCACUCCCUGGGCAGCGGCGGGCAGCAACGCUCAGCCUGCCAGUGAGCUGCGGCGGGCACACCCUGGAGCGGCGGCGACUGCGGACAGGUUAGAGUGGGGGCAGGGGCGGGCGCGGGAGCAGCCCGGGGCCAGAGAGGGAGCUCGAGCCAGGCCGUCUCCAACCAUGUCCGACGAGACGUCGGCCACCACUUCGUACGAGAAGUUUCUAACCCCGGAGGAACCCUUCCCGCUCCUGGGACCCCCUCGCGGAGUGGGCACCUGCCCAAGCGAGGAGCCGGGCUGCCUGGACAUCAGCGACUUCGGCUGCCAGCUGUCCUCCUGCCAUCGCACCGACCCACUCCACCGCUUCCACACCAACAGGUGGAACCUAACUUCUUGUGGAACAAGUGUUGCCAGCUCAGAAUGCAGUGAGGAGCUGUUUUCAUCCGUUUCAGUUGGAGAUCAAGACGAUUGCUAUUCUCUGUUAGAUGAUCAAGACUUCACUUCUUUUGAUUUAUUCCCUGAGGGAAGUGUCUGCAGUGAUGUCUCUUCUUCUAUUAGCACUUACUGGGAUUGGUCAGAUAGUGAGUUUGAAUGGCAGUUACCAGGCAGUGACAUUGCCAGUGGGAGUGAUGUUCUUUCUGAUGUCAUACCCAGUAUUCCAAGUUCACCUUGCCUGCUUCCUAAAAAGAAAAACAAGCACCGGAAUUUAGAUGAGCUUCCUUGGAGUGCAAUGACCAAUGAUGAGCAGGUGGAAUACAUUGAGUAUCUGAGUCGGAAAGUCAGUACUGAGAUGGGUCUUCGGGAGCAACUUGAUAUUAUUAAGAUCAUUGAUCCUUCUGCUCAAAUCUCCCCUACAGACAGUGAGUUUAUUAUUGAACUUAACUGUCUCACAGAUGAAAAACUGAAGCAGGUCAGAAACUAUAUCAAGGAGCAUAGCCCUCGCCAAAGGCCUGCAAGAGAGGCCUGGAAGAGGAGCAACUUUAGUUGUGCAAGCACCAGUGGAGUGAGCGGUGCCAGUGCCAGCAGCAGUAGUGCCAGCAUGGUCAGUUCUGCAAGCAGCAGUGGGUCCAGUGUUGGAAACUCUGCUUCAAACUCCAGUGCCAACAUGAGUCGAGCACACAGUGACAGCAACCUGUCUGCAAGUGCAGCAGAGCGGAUUCGGGAUUCAAAAAAGCGAUCCAAGCAGCGGAAGUUACAGCAGAAGGCCUUCCGCAAGAGGCAGCUGAAAGAGCAGAGGCAGGCUCGGAAGGAGAGACUCAGCGGGCUCUUCCUUAAUGAAGAGGUGCUGUCCUUGAAAGUCACUGAGGAAGACCAUGAAGCAGAUGUUGAUGUUUUGAUGUAAUAAGGGUGAAUUUAUCAGCAUUCUUUCUAAGCAUUAUUCUAUCCUUAUUGGUUUACAUGCAUCUUGACCAAAAUUUUGGUUAGGGCUGUGCUGAUGUAUCAUUAAUAAUUUAGGCUAGUGGUUCUCAGCAGGUGGUCCAGGGACCUGCAGCUUCAUCAUUACCUGAGUUGUCCGGAAUGCAUACUAUUGGGCCCCACCCCCUAGUGAAACAGAAGCCAGAGGGGAGGGGCCCAGCAUUGUGUUUUAACUAGUGCCAGGUUAUUCUGAUGCACAUUCUGGUUUAAGAACCACUGACUUUGGUAAAUGUUUUGACUAUUUAAACAUGGUGGUUAAGUGAGCUUUUUCAAAGACUAGUACUUUUACAGUUUUGAAGAUUUCAAGGUACUGCUGACAAGUAGUUUAUUAUGUCAGUAUACAUACAUGUGUGAAGAUCAUAAUUCAGUUCCCUUCUUAAUGUUACAAUUUCUUAGUUUACUUUUUCUAAAGGGCCAGAGCAUAAUUCUUGAUUCCUGGUGGAAAUCUUUUUUGAGGUGUAGGUGUGGGCAAGGUGUGGAUUGCUGUUUACAAUAGUGCCUUCAUUAGGUUUAGUUCUAUUUUCAUUCAUUAUUAACUCAAAGGUAUAAGAACAGGCCCUAAUUUUUUUCCUGUUAGAUUUCUUUUUUGUUUUUCACUUCAUGUAAAUUCAUUGUCCCCUCUGUACUUGAUGACUACUGAGGAAGUAAUGUUACUAGUAGCUGAAUUUUAGACUUGAUGCUAUGUUGAUUAAUAUUCAAAUUGAGAAAGCAAUUAGGCAAAAGAACCAGUUCUACUUUUCCAUUGCUUUCUGAAAUUUUAGGCUGUAGAAUUGUCUCAGAGGUGGAAAAUAAGUCUCUCUAUAGCUUUCUCAAGUCCUUUUUGUAGGUCUUUUUUUUUUUCAGCACAGCUCUAAUUUUUAAAUAUUUGGUAUAACAGCUUCUGGCAUGUGACCUGGUUAAUGUUCAAAAUUACCUGAUGAAAACCCUUACAGUUCUGCUAAACUUCUCUAUAAAUUACUAGACAUACACAGAGCAGUAAAGAUAUAGAAACCUUAGCUUGUUGGUUAUUAAUAGAACCCUAAUUUUAAAUGUGAAAUCAUGGAGUUUCUUUAAAUGUUUUCAUGGAGAGUUUGUUAUCAUGAACAUUGGGAAUAGCGUGAUUCCUUUUCUUCUACCACAUGUCUUGAACAUUCACAUGGGUUAAAGAAGAUGGAAACUGAUACUACUGACAAUCAAGCUGCUUUCUGACUUUCAUAAUUUUCUUUUUAUUGUGGAUGACAUUUGGGAGGUAAUCAUGAUUCUGUAGGAAGAGUUUUAAAUCAAUAUUUUUUAAACUCUAGAGUCCAUAGGUUAAUGGGAUUUCUACUUUUUAUUUUUUGUUAUAUCUAGUAGCUUGUUAAGAAAAUGAUUAAUGACUUAAAUUCUUAAUUCUCAGUUGAUAUGAAGGCUUAAACUUUGCUUACAAUCAUGUGUUUUAAAUUUUUUAUUUCAUUUCGGUUCCUUGAACAUUAAAGAAUGAAAACUGAGGAUAAAAAUUAAUGCAUUGCAGCUUUGCCAAGGUCCGUGGUAUGGUUGUAAUCUUUUGAAGACUACUAAGUCAUAAUUUAAAAUUUUACUAAAAUAAAAGUAUGUCUAUUGUUUUCAA
Messenger RNA from Propithecus coquereli (Coquerel's sifaka), 3108 nucleotides. RefSeq names its product family with sequence similarity 199, X-linked (gene FAM199X). Lineage: Eukaryota; Metazoa; Chordata; Mammalia; Primates; Indriidae. The record is from RefSeq and is a predicted model, not a curated record. The coding region runs from base 289 to 1449 and encodes 386 amino acids. The transcript has 6 exons.